AUGGCCGGGUUUUCGCCGUCGUUUUCUGGUGGACGUACGAUAAAUGAGCUCGCAGAUGAAAUAAUUGAAGCAAUUUUGUGCCAGAGGAAGCUUGACCAUACUGACAUCGCAUCAUUCUCGUUAACCUGUCAUAGAUUUCGUGCGAUAUCACUGAGUCGAGAAAUUUGGCGCAACAAAUUUGUGCAAAGGUGGCCUGCCUUAUCUGAUGUAUGUAUUGAUAGCAAACAGAAAGACUGGCUGGAUGUUUACAAAUUACGAGAGACUAUACACCACUCUAUACAGCCGAUAAUUUGUAAACUGUCACCACUGUACUAUCAUUUAGAUGAUGUCUCAAAUGAAGGAUUCAGUGAAAUACAAGACAUCUUUACAUCAAGUGAUAUCCACUGUGAAUUUGUACAAGAUGAACUUCUGGCUAUUAUUUAUGACAAUAAUAAGCGUACUGAUCUGACAAAGAAAUAUUAUGCUGAAAAAUGUUUGAGAUUUGUACAACAUUAUAGCUUAGCAAAAGAAUGGAGAAGAUUUCUAGAACUGCCGCAGGAAGAGCAGCUUCUUGAACAUGGUGCUGUACUUCUAGCGCAGUGGUGUCAAUCCACAUUACAAAUUAGUAUGAAGGAAAUAAAACAUAAAAUUGAUAAAUUAGCUUGCUUGGUUCAUGCUGAAAUCAAGACUAGGUGUCCUAAUCAUCCAGUGCGUAAUUUACAAGUGCCUUGCAAAGUUGAAAUGACUCCAUCACAGGGUAGACAAGUCUUAGAAUGUCUUAAUACUGUAUUAUACAAACAGCAAAAAUUCACUGGAAAUGAUGUCAAUUACUAUGAGAAAAUGAAUUCUUAUAUUAAUAAAGUACUGGAAAGAAAGACUGGAAUACCAAUAAGUUUAGCAAUAUUGUAUGCAUCCAUCGCCAGUAGAUUCAGUGUACAAGUACAGACUGUCAACUUUCCUAAUCAUUUCUUACUGAGAUACAAAGACGGGUGUACUGACGAAGAUUAUAUUUACAUUGAUGUAUUCAACCAAGGUAAACUAUUACAACGUAAGGAAUGUAUACAAUUCGAACCGGCCGUCGGAUCCACUAUGAGUCGUUAUUUCAACAGUUGUCCUCCUAAAGCAGUCUUUACACGUAUGGUUGCAAAUCUGUUGAGAAUCAAUCCUCACCAUGAUGACAACGGUGGAUUACGAGAUGCAUUGGAGUUGUAUCUGAUACUAUGUCCCAAUGAUAUUGAAGUGAGAUUGCUACAAGCCAGAGUCUAUUUACAUCUCAACAUUAAUCUUCAAGAAGUAGUGGAGAAUUUAACACGUUUAAUGGACCACAGUCUGCUUAUCCAAGUAAAUUGGGUUGAAUUUAUGUUAAAUGAAGCAAAGGAAAGACUGUCGUCUCAGGCAUUACCAGGUCACGCUGAGGUUCAACUAAAGUGUCGAGAAGACAAUAAUGAAGUACAGUUUUCUGUGGGAAUGAUUAUGAAACAUAAGUUGCAAAAUGGUGUGAUUCUGAUGACAGGUUCUACACAAAAGGGUGGAAUUGGUUAG
Messenger RNA from Saccoglossus kowalevskii, 1521 nucleotides. Its product is annotated as F-box only protein 21-like. The record is from RefSeq and is a predicted model, not a curated record. Gene Ontology annotation, molecular function: protein binding; DNA binding. NCBI's taxonomy places the organism in Eukaryota, Metazoa, Hemichordata, Enteropneusta, Harrimaniidae.